GCUAUACUACCUCAGCGCACCAGACCCCAGGAAGCACUUCACGAAGAUAAAGAACUUCACGAAGAUCAGGAUAAAGUAACAAAACCAGUAGUAGUUCUUGAGGAAAAGCAUGAUGAUCACGAUCCCCUCGUCAGGGUAGAACUGCUCUCAUCGACCGCUACAAAGCGCAUGUACGAGGAGAGGCAGCACGAGACGCUCAGCCAACUGUAUGGAUGAUGUUUUUUCUCCCAUCUUCAGCGGAGUGACCAUCGAGGCUGCCCCUCUUGCUUGCGUGGGCGUCUUGUCGUCAUCGUGUGGAGUAAUAGCUUUUUGCUGUAGAAAUUCAGCGCAUACUGUUAGGUUAAAGGGGAGCCUCGAUGGUCUGCCUCUAGAGGGGAGAAAAAACGCCAUUCAUAAGGGGUCGGAGUUCUUACAGGCAGUCAGGGGACGCCCCACAGCAGCCGCAUACUUUCCACCAGCUAAUCUACGC
This is a messenger RNA of Amoebophrya sp. A25, 469 nucleotides long. NCBI's taxonomy places the organism in Eukaryota, Dinophyceae, Syndiniales, Amoebophryaceae. The record is from the annotation of a GenBank genome assembly.